AUGGAGGAUUUUUUUGCAAGAAUCCAUUUCUUCCUCCAUGAUUUUCCAAAGUAUUUAUCAGGAAAAUGGAAUAUUUUCUGGGGUGGAAAUAUCGAAAAAUCCAACGCUUCUUCGCACUGCUACACAGAAAAUUCAGCAAAUGAGAAACGAAAAAUCCCAUUUGCAGAAAUCAACUCGAUUUUGAGUAGAGUUGGAAUAGUGGGAUUGGAUGAUUGCGAGAAUAAAAGCAACCUGGAUGAGGAAGAUUUAGUGGGGCUGUUUGAGGAGGAAGAGCCGAGUUUCGAGGAGAUUAAGGAAUCUUUUAAGGUGUUCGAUGUGGACGAGGAUGGGUUUGUCGGCGCCGCCGAUUUGCAGAGAGUUGUUCUUAGCUUAGGUUUGAAGGAAGGUGGUUGCAGUUUGGAUGAAUGCAACAAAAUGAUCAAACCUUUUGAUGUUAAUGGUGAUGGUUUCAUUGAUUUCCAAGAAUUUGUGAGUUUCAUGGAGAGAUGCCUGUGCUAG
Molecule: messenger RNA, 498 nt
Organism: Salvia miltiorrhiza (redroot sage)
Lineage: Eukaryota; Viridiplantae; Streptophyta; Magnoliopsida; Lamiales; Lamiaceae
Product: probable calcium-binding protein CML46
Exons: 1
Coding region: 1-498 (165 amino acids)
Molecular function (GO): calcium ion binding
Source: RefSeq, a predicted model, not a curated record